UCUGGUCAGCCUCAGUUCAUGUGGUUCACUGAAUUUAAGCGUCCAUCCUAGAUUGUCACUGCGCUUUGAAACGUUAGCUAUUUUGACAUUUUUUACAGAGUCCAGUUUGUUUGGAACAGCGGGACAAAAUUUUAUCUGGAGACUUGAGGCAUCAGGAAGUCUUGUGUUUUUCAGGAGGAGACCAGAAUCCUUCGACUGCUGACAGGAAAAGUCCUCAAGUGACAGCUGUUAUCAAUGGAGCCCCGACUCACAGAUAUCGUGAGGGUUGUGUUCAUCUUGAUCAUCCUCAUCUCUGCAGGUUUAAGCGAAAAUGACCUGGACUGGAAGUUUUGCGGCACCUGGCGCCAUGGCAAUGACUCCCCGAGCCUGAAACUCAACCUCUCCCCAGGCUGUAGUAUGAUGUCCAUCUCAGCUACUGGAAGCACUCUGUCCAUCGAUGGGCAGAUCACAGCUCAGUGUAGGCAGUCUGAUGUGAUUCUCCUCAAGGACCUUGGAAUUGGUUCUGGGGAGGAAACUCACUUCUGUCUGUACUGGGAGCCAUUGCUGGACCAGUUGAAGCUACAGGUGAAUCAGACAAAGGAAGAAGGAGGCGAGGUUGGAGGGAAGAACCUCACUCUGUGCUGGCCUGCCAGUGUGCAGGGCUCCUGCUGCACCGAUCUGUCUGAUGGUCCCAACACAUCCGAAGCAGCCUACGGCAUCAUGAAUGCUAUAGUCAAAAAUGAUUUUGUCACCAGCAAAAUUCGAACAGCCUACAAGUUCGAUGCACAUUCCAUCGACUGCAAAGCAUUGUGUAGUCAAGAGAGCCAGGGAUCCACCCAAGUCAACAUAGCUAAAGAGACUGCGGUGAUGUCCUGGGAUGGGGUUCAUAUUCAGCAUCCCUGCGCUCGCAGCUACGAGGUGGAGAUGAAGAAGGAUUUCAGAGGCGAAAACGUCAUAUCACCUGCCACUAGAGGUGUAUCUGCAGAGUCCAAUACCACUGUCUUCCUCCCCCCUGCUCUCAAAAAAGCAGCAAAAAACACCAGCAAAGUAGUCUGCACUUUCUUUAAAAACAACUCACUGUUCCAGGACGGUCACAGGAAGAACAGGGUUCUUGAUGAUGUGGUGGAAAUCAAUGUGGGGAACGAGGUCAUCACUGAUCUGUCCGAGCCAAUUAAGAUUGACUUUUACCAUGAUGUCCUACCUGAAAAAUAUCCGAGGAAGUGUGUUUCAUGGGACACCAGGAAAGAUCCAUUGCAGGUCAAUUGGUUGGUGGAUGGAUGUGAGACAAAACUGAGAGGGGCUAAACACACGGAGUGCCUCUGUAACCAUCUGACCUACUUUACUGUACUUGUGCAAAUGGAGCCUCGUCCAGUGCGCCACCUCCUGGCCCUGACUGCUAUUACAUCUCUGGGCUGUGCUGUGUCUGUGAUCAGCUGCAUAGCUCUCAUAAUUUUUCUCUGCAAAAAGAGCAAGCGAUCUAAGGAACAGUCCAUACCCAUCCACUUAGGCCUAGCUGUGUCUCUCGCCCUUCUAAAUCUGCUCUUCUUCUUUACUGGAGUACUUGCCAACGGGGUUGGGGAGAGCAUGUGCUCCUGGGUGGGGGCAAGCCUCCACUACACCCUACUCAGCUCUUUCACCUGGAUGGGCAUAGAAAUUUUUUACACUUUCUGGAUGGUCUACUUGAUUUUCAGCCCCUCACCAAAGCCGUAUAUAUGGAACCUGAUUGGCUUUGUUCUCCCUGCUGUUCCUGUAAUCAUCCUGGCUGCAGUUGGUGACAUUUAUGGAGUGAGAAAGGUGGUGCCAAGCGAUGACAUCCACAAUCCCUAUCUGAUGUGCUGGAUGACAACUACCUACAGUGCCUUGCUGGCCCACUAUUUCACCAAUAUGACAGUCCUGGUUAUACUGGUGUCCUCGGGCAUUGUGAUGCUCUUCCUGGUCUACAGGAAGAUCCGAACCAGAGAUGAAUGGAGGCAGAACCGUGUGGCUUUUUUCAGCAUCUGGGGCCUCAGCUGUCUCUUCGGGACAACUUGGGGUCUGACAUUCCUGGACUUUGGGCCCCUCUCUGACUUCAUUCUUUUCCUCUCCUGCACCCUCAACUCUUUUCAAGGUUUCCUCCUGAUGCUGCGUUUCUUCAUGCUGGACCGGAUGCGGAAACAGGCUGGUGGCUCUUCUCUCGGCAGCACCAGCACCGGGUCCACCAGGCAACACAUGCUACAGGCCCAGGAGAAGAGUUAGAUGGACCUAAAAAGAAAAGGUGUGGCACAUAAAUCAAUGCAAAUCAAAUCUGCAGCAGUAAAGCUUUUUAUGUAAAAAAAUAGUCUUCUUAUCAAAGUAAAUGAUAAAAUGGAGAAGAACGGUCCACCUCUGACUGCGGCACUGCAGAAUCACUUUUUCUUCAGCCGUAAGUCAGUUGUCAGCUGUGGUUUUUCCUGGGAAAGCUGAGUCAAGUGAAUUCCCACAUUUGAAGAGUGACUCUAAAAAGCGCUGACUGAGCUCUCCAUACAUCCUACAGCUCUCAUUCUUGGUGUCCUGGGUUGGUAAACACAAGUACACAGUGAAAUUCACAGACAUCACCUCACUGGAGCACCAGAUUAUCAAGUUAAAUUGACUUAAUCAGUGCAAAGUGUGCGUAUGAGCCAUCUCAUGAGGAGAAGAACAUUUUGAUCCAUUUUGUUGUAAAUUAUUUUUGUUUAGGUAGAGCUACAGAUCAGACUCAGAAAAGUGUAAAGCACAUGGAUGGAGAUUAAAGGUCUUCACGUGUCCCAAAUGAUGGACCUGAACCCUAAAAGACCUGGGAAAUGUAUUCAGUGAUCCAACCGGACCUGAAACGAACGUUUCAAAAAUAUAUUUACAUGACACAUAUUUGCCUGAUAUAUUACAGAUUCGACAGGAUGCAUUUUGGAGAGGACUGAGGACUCAGGGAUCUCGGGUCUUGGGUUUAUUUUAUUCACUCAACAAACCUGGUAAUUUAAAAUUGCAACUAAAAAUGCUAUGCUACUGCUUCAAAUACCAUGUCAGAUAGGCUUACAACACAGACUACUGUUCUUCCUCGUCUAAAUGGAUAUAAUGUUUAAUUACAUUGCAGAUGUCUAUUUUUAUUUUUUGUGUUUUUCAAUUUUCACAUUUUUUGUGCUAACAGUUUAUGGUAGUUGCAAGCUGCUUAGAUCGCAUAUAAAAUAAUACCAGUUUGAACUUUUGUCAUGUGACACAUCAGUAACUUGUUUAGAUUGUCCACCAUUAAUUGUGCAGUUCAAUUUAUGGAAACCGUGAGCAUCAGAGUACAGUUCAUUCAGAUUUACCGGCAUGGGAAACAAAAAGGGGAAAAAAGUUGACUCCCUGCCUUUGAAGCAGUCAUGGAGUCUAUAUGAGUCCAUUCCUCAAUCAUUUAUAUUCCUUUAGACAGAUGUAAAAUGUUUUUUCAUCAAAUUAAUCCAGGUUAGGAACAGUGUUGAGCUAUCCUCUAUCCUCGGCUCUGUCUCCAGCUCCACUGAUCACAAGAGACCAUACUUGGAUAUUACACAAAAUGAUGAACAGACCCAUGACCACCACUCACAGACUGAGAUUUGACUCAGAGCAAAAAUGUGGACCUGAGCUUGCACAGGUCCUGCGUCUAAGGGUCUAGGUAGACCCUUAGAGACCUCCAAUGGAGAUUACUGUAAUCACACUCUGCUGGAAGUAUUUUAAUCAACAAAAUCCACUUUGCUGUCAAAACAUCAUGAAAAAGAUACUUGAUUCUUCUUCUCUGGGAAAUAGAGAAGGAAUGACAGCAUCACUCAGGAACUCGUCAUACAGGCCUGGAGCUUGUAUUUGUAGAAUACCUAGACUGGGUCUAGUUUAAGAAGGGAAAACUUUUUUUUUGUUUUAUUUUUUUUUAUUUUUUUUAUGGUAAACUGGAUGUAAAGUUAAGCUUUAUAGUACUGUGUUGUCAUUUUUGUAAAGUUGUCAGCAAAGAAAAUCUAUAGGCUAUAUUAUUAUUGAAGCUCUCUUUGAACCUUAGAUAAGCUUUUUAUUUUUUAUUUUGUACUGUGUAUGCUUUUGUGUUUUAGCUCAUUUUAAAUCUUUUUAGCACUUUAGAUUCUCAGCCUUUGAAAAAAUUUUAAUUAUAGAACCAUAGUGAGUUCUUUUUUGUAUUGUUCUGAUGUGCAUAAUAGAAGGCAUUAUAUAUAUGGCUUGUGCAUUAUAAAAUAAUAGCUGAAUGUUUUAUAAUAUAUGACUCCAUAUUUUUUCCCAGACUGUAUUCAGACCUUCAGUUAAAAUGUUUAACAUAAAUGGACCAAGUUGCAUUUAAAUUAGGGUAAUUUUAACUAGAUGUGAUGUUAGAAUGUGAUCCGAUUUUAAAAAGAAAUUUCACUUUUGUGUAAAGGAAAAUUCAUUGAGUAGGACAUUUCUUUCAUCUCAUGUAGAAACCACAAGUAAGUUAUUACAUACUGUGAUAUUUGCACUUUUUUUAUUUUCUAAGGGUAAAUUUAUGUCAUUCAAAACAGUGUGUACAGUUGGGUGUAUAUAGAAAAUAAAAAAAAUGGCUGGGUAUUAAAACAAA
This is a messenger RNA of Plectropomus leopardus (leopard coralgrouper), 4519 nucleotides long. Its product is annotated as adhesion G protein-coupled receptor G1-like. The record is from RefSeq and is a predicted model, not a curated record. Gene Ontology annotation, biological process: adenylate cyclase-activating G protein-coupled receptor signaling pathway; cell surface receptor signaling pathway. Gene Ontology annotation, cellular component: plasma membrane. Lineage: Eukaryota; Metazoa; Chordata; Actinopteri; Perciformes; Serranidae. Gene Ontology annotation, molecular function: G protein-coupled receptor activity.